ACGGUACAUCAAAGAAACCCGACUUAACUAGUAAACUGAAUUCCAGUAACAUACUCUUGUGUUUUCAUUGAAUUUUUUGUUCCUUUUAUUGCAGUUCUUUCAUGGUCAUGAUACUCCAAUAGUUUAUCCAGCGAAAGAGACAGUCGCAGACAACGACACUAACGACACACCUUCUGAUGUUACAAACAGUUUGGAAACUCAAUCAGAACCAAUAUUCCCAAGUGAAAGUCCAUUUAACAACGUGGUCGAGUCGUUGAUCAAUACAGAAAUAUCCAGGAGCGAUCCUUGUGUUGCUGGAAAUGUUUUAGAGAACCUUAUGGCUAGCGAAAUUGAUGACCCUAAUGUAAGUGAUGGCUCUAACAAGGCAAUUGAGGUCAAGAACUCCAACGUGGCACAUGAGAUCCAUAGCCCUAACACGGCACAUGAAAGUAGUGCGUUCACAAAAGUAGCUCCUAGCAAGCAGUCUUGGCCCACAAGGGAGGUGGGUGAAAUACCCAAAGUGGAAGACAUACCGUUAUUUAUGCCCGCACCUGAAGGGGCGGUUGGGUAUACAUCUGAUAUUCCAGAACUAAUUUAUCGUGAUGAGAAAACCUCAGAAAUGUUGAAUGCCUUGGAAGAUAACACUGAAAGUUUUGAAAUCCAAAGUGAAAUUUUAAACAACACCGAUACGAUAAACAUUCCUCAGCAAAAUCAUACCCACGGGAGUGCGUCACCAGUGUCUGGCAAUAUUCCCCCGCAUAACACGCCUGUGAUUGGCUCAAAUAUAGGCGAGAUUAAUCUCCAGGAUGUACGGUUAGCACUUACAGCUUUUAAUGAUGAACUUGCAGAUGACCAUGUGGACAAUGGUCAUGACUUUCGCAGGUCUUUCUCAGCUGAUGUUUAUCAUGAGGAUAGAGAACAUGGAAUGAGACUGCGACACCAUUCAGGUAUUUGAACAAUAUACUAUAUUAUGUAGAAGUAAUCAGCUAACAUAUUUUAUGCUUGUUAAUUGCCAUAUCCUUUUUUCACUGUGGAUAACUUGGCACAUACCUAAAGUAUAAAAUUGAGAAAGAGCAACCAAGCAUUUAAACCAUAACAAUCAGGCUGUUAAGAAUACUUCUUGGAAUUUACCCAUCAACAAAACAUGAAAUGGGUGUUGGAGGCGAGUUGAAAUAUUUUUGACUCAAAGCCUAGUGUUCAUUUAGUGGCGACUGUCGCACACAAGUCGUUGUCAUCGAUGAGAAAUCGUCUGAAUUUAUCUUGUCAUUUGUGUGCUUAUUGAUUGUGAAAUAUUGAUUCUCUUUUUCAUCGGCCAUCUAUUCUUGACAUGCUUGCGACCAUGGUUUGAGCAGCUAAAGGCCGUUCUCUAUUGCGAUAGCCUCUUGAGUAAUCAGUUUUAAAAAACUAGUUGACCUGUGAUUAAAUUUAGUUCAACUUCCAUUGUGUGUCCGCGAUUGCCACCGCUUUGUGUGCGCUGCAUGAAAUCAUGUGAUUCAUUCUCCAAACGUUUUCAUUGAAUAAGUUUGUUUUUUUUCCUUCUAUAGAUGUGACCUUACCAACUAUACGCGACGACAUGGUUUAUGUCUCUGGUUUAGAUCCUCAAUUGCAGGUGGGCAUGUUUCGACAUACCGUCACCAUUAUAAUAAUAGUAUUAUAGUUAUGAGGAUUCUACUCGAUUAACGCAAUCAAAGCCUGUGACAAGUAGUUGUAGUGAAGUCAAAUCUGAACCUCUCUGUUAUAUAGAAUGCUGUAUACCAGACUAUGUUUACACUGUAUCAGAUAUACUCUGAUAUAGGUUCUUGGGCUUCGUUCGCGAAACAGUUCAGCCCCCCAACUGUAAACAAUUUCCUGGGAACAAGAUACCUCUUCUGAGCCACGACACUGGCAUUUUGAAUUAUGUUUUGAACCCAAAAUUGCUGCGAUUGAUCGCUUACAUUACAAUGAAGGCGUUCCGGCACAGCACGUGCCACGCACCAGUUCGAAUGGUGGCCAGAACGUCACUGCUUCGCAAUUCGUUACCGAAACUGACACGAUUACAUCGUUUCAUAUGUAAACAGAAGCCAUAUCUGGUAUGGUUAUUGCGUCGCUACGCAAGCGAUCCAAUACAAUGUAAACAUAGUCUCUGAUUCCGUUCUGUUGUAUUUUCCAGCCAGUACCUCCUAUUUCAGGAAGCCAAGAGUCUGUGGAGUUAUUCGACAAACAUAUCAAGGUAUUCAACCCACGUGGCGUAAUUGUUUGAAAUCCACCAUUUUGGGUGGAAGAUGUUUUUAAAGCUAAAUAACACAUACACGGCAUGAAUUAGCCGUCCAAUUUCCCAAGUUUACUUUGACAGAGCUCCAAAUGAUUGCCUUCAUUUAACUGGCUUAUCAGAAAGGUCAUUUUCUGGCGAAUUCAGACAGUGAAUACAGAAACAACUAUUUUGUGGUUAACUAAAAAAUACGCGAUUUUGAUUGGUCAACUUUCGCACCGACUGCAGUUUAAGGCUGAUUUCCACUGUUGCGUUUUUCAUACGUACGUAUACGCACGUAAAACUUUAAAUCCAUUUAAAUGUUACUUUAUGAAAUAACCAAAUAAAUAAAGCAACAUAAUUUAGUGUUCCGCAAGUUUUAGUAUGCAUUUGUUAACUUAUUUGUAAAAUAUUUAAAAAAUAGAAGGAUUCAAAGUUUUACGUGCGUGUACGUGCGUACGAAAAACGCAGUGGAAAUCAGCCUUUACUUUAACUACCUUUUUAUACAUUGUCAACCGGCCCCAGUACUGUAGGGUGAAAAACACUAAAAUAGAAUUGGCUGAUGUAAACCCGUUCAUUUAUCUACAAGCUUUUGUUGGUAGGGAUAUGCAACUAUAUAUCUGAAAAAUACAAAGCGAAAUUCGACGUUUUGAGCGAAGGCCCUUCGUCGAGCGAAGGCCCUUCCUUCGCUCAAAACGUCGAAUUUCGCUUUGUAUUUUUCAGGUAGUUCCAUCCCUACCAAUGAAAGCUUGUUGUUAUUGGCACUACCAACACUGACACAUACCGUUCAAGUUCAUUUAGCUACUCUGUUGUUCUUCUGUUUUAUAGUUGGCCAAAGAUUUUCUUGAACUUCGUAAAGAAAUAGACCGACAGUUAAAAAGGAGGUGAGUUGUUAUCAAUAUGCGCAGCAAUUGUUUUGCUCAUAGUAAGAUUUAAAUUUAAUCACAACGAAAACACGAUAAAUAUAUACGAACCUGUUAAUGGCUAACAUGUUUUAGUAUAGCUUAAUAUGAAGUUCUGUAUCUUCAGAUCUGAGUUGGAUCGUGAAUUGGAAAAGUAUGAAAUUGAACAACGAUCAAGUGCAAAGAACAUUGAGGAUUUUUCAGUUUUGACAAGUGAACAGGUAUUAAGAAUGGAAAGUAAAUGAUAGGCAUGAGCAACCUAAAAAUGACGCUGCUACUGCACGUAGGUCGAGGGGAGGUUGUUUGCUUAAGCUCUGGUCAAACGAGGAUAAAAGUCGACAAGAUUUGAUGAGGGAUUCAACUCUGGCGUUUAUCCAUGCACUCUCAAUAGAGACCUUAUGAUUUUAGGACGCCAACGCGACGGCGACGGCCAAAACAAACUCCUUCAAAUAAAUGGUAGUAAAGAUAGUUCGUCGUAUAUUAUCAAUCGCAUGAAUUUAAUAGUUUUAGAAGUUGAAGACAUGGGUUUUAUGGUUGGGAAGAGUUCUGCUAAACCCAGUUUGAAGUUGCACUUGUUGCGGCUUGGAAUGCAGCCGUUGUAUCAAGACGUGAAAAUCUGUGAUUUAGCGUUGUAAACAGAGCGAGGACAAUGUCUAAAUUAUUCAUAUAUUGUAAUUACUCAAUUAUUUUCAAUGAUCUAUUGUAUUGGUAGCCGUUGCUGUCGCGUUGCCGUCCUAAAAUCGUAAGGUCUCUAUUAACUUUGAGCUGGUUCAUUUUUGAUGAGAGGUUUUGCUCAGCUAUAGGAUCCCGGGCUUGGGGUACGAUAUUGUAUCUAACCAAUAUAUAGCCAUCUCUGAUCCUCGUUUAACCGGGGCUGUACGUUGGGUAACUUCCCUAUACUUGAGAACUCAUGUAAGUAGAGUUUGGUUGGUUCUGCCUGUAUCCCAACCCUUGGGUCUUAGUUGUUGAGCACGUGUAUCAUGAGCCUCUGCUGUGUAAUCGAAUAUUACUAAUAUAUCAUCUACAGGGUGUAUCAAAAUAAACGCAAUUCAUCUUUUGUGCUUAAUAACUUUCGAAAUACUAUUUCUAGUUAAACGCUUUUAGGCUUACUUCAAAGCCUGUUCCUUUCUCUUUCAAACAAACUAUUAUCCUUGUCUCCAAUGCUAGUAAUAAUUGCACAGGAAAAGAUUUAGUAAAACCUAUCAUUUUUAGUUGCUGUUUAAUUAUGCAAGUUUACUAUGUUAUUGUUUAGUCGGUUUAAAUGUUAGAAUUUUCUUCUUUAAACUUUAAUGUUGUCGUCACUACAUCUGGAAAACCACGUAAGAACAAAUUAAAAGUAUUUUAAAAGAGACCAGGUUGUUUGAAAAUCCUAAACGAAUGCUAAAAAUCGUCAAAACAUUCUGGUGUCUGAGCCAGAGUGUCAUCGCAUUGUGAUGUUAGGUAAACAGAAUUUAUAGCAAGUUGAUGUCAGUCAGCUUAGAUGGUCCAAGCCGAAAUUAUAUCGCAUUUGAAGUUUCAAACUGAGUUAAAAAUAGUGGAAGAAAAGCCGUAAUUAUACUUAUUGUUACAAUCCAUUUAAUAAAAUGCAACAUCUUUUUGUUUUAAUGAAAAAAUCAGUUAUUUUCAUGAGAACGAUUUGUUAUUCCAUCUCAAUUUUUUUAAUCUCCAAUCGCAAUAACGUAAAGUAUUAUUACCCGCGAACCAAUGAGUCAAAUUUAAGAAACAACCCACUGUUAGAAAGCUGAAUGGCUACGCUUUAAAAUGAAUGUAAACUUUAACGUUUUCGUCUAUUAUUUGUUUAGCAAUUUACAUUUCAGUCGAGGAUUGCGCUUUUUUUGAUACACCCUGUAUAUAUACAUGAUUUUUUUGUGAUAUUCAAAGCCAAUCAAAGGGGAGGCAUCCCUAAUGUGGUUAGACACCCGUAGACCAAUUAACGUGUUUAACUGAAAUGCUAUAGGUACACCAUUAUAAAGCAAACCAAAUCCAAAUCCAAACAAAAUUCAAACUCGAUUUAUCUUGACAAAAACCGUCGCAGCUAAUACUGGUUUCUAAUUACUGCUGUUCAAAUCGACUGGAUUAUACUGUUUAACCUAAAGUUUAACUUUUCUUUCCAGGAAACCCUGAAAUUUCUUCGUGAUGAAUUACUAGAGAAAAUGCAGCGAUAUACCUAAUCAAUGUUGGUUCUCGCAGCUUUUGUCUUUAUUUAAUAAAAUACUGGGAAAUGUAAAUUAUUAUAUACACUGCAUGCAUGUCAGAUAGAUAGAUAUUGACACUAUCAAAUGGAUUUUUUUAGUAAGUUUGUACUUGUAAAUAAUAAAACCGAGAAAUUUCAGAGAAUUUCAAUAGUAUACUAUUUCGCAGCCCUCGCCUGUUUGCUCAGUGAAAUUAAGGUAUGGAUCAAAAUAGUUAACCAGCGGCCUUAGGGAC
Molecule: messenger RNA, 5535 nt
Organism: Paramuricea clavata
Lineage: Eukaryota; Metazoa; Cnidaria; Anthozoa; Malacalcyonacea; Plexauridae
Source: the annotation of a GenBank genome assembly